ACCAAUCUCCUUGCCAUAUAUCUGGCAUGAAUGCAGGAUGCUUUAAAAGUCAACAAUGAACUCAUUGUAGCUGCCAACCUUUUGUUUUCUUCUCAAACUACCAUUCUCUCAAGCCUGCUCCUUUGCUUCUCUAAUAGUGCUUCCCAUGGCAACUCCUCGGUGAGCAGAUCUCAGAAGAAAGAGAAGCGAGAGAGAGAGAGAUGUGUCCUUUGAGAGUGCUGUUGAUCUUUCUAUCAGCCACCUUGGCUGGUUUCUUUGUGAUCAGAAACCUCAAGACCCAGCCAGAGCUCAAUGAAGAACAGCAGGAAGAAGACUCCUCUCCAGCACAGCUUCCCCUUUCCACCAAGGUUCGAUCAGCAAUCGGAACCGGGUUUUGGACUUGUGUUGAUAUGGCAAGUGGGAGGUACUUGUGGAGGAUUGUGAUGGCUCCUGCUGCUGUAGAGAAGAUUUGCUGAGAGCUCUGUGGGAAGAGGAGGUUCUUGUUGCCUCUUCUUUCUUUGCUCUCUCUGCAAGCAAAAAGAAAAAAAUCAUUGUCUACAAAAAGAAGCAAUGUUACAAAUUGUAGAACAACUGAAGGAAAUCUUAAAAUUAUUGAGCAUUUGAUACUUGUUCAAUUGCAAAUUGUAGAUCGACUGAAGGAGAUCUAAAAGUUAUCAAGCUUUUAAUAC
Molecule: messenger RNA, 668 nt
Organism: Musa acuminata subsp. malaccensis (wild Malaysian banana)
Lineage: Eukaryota; Viridiplantae; Streptophyta; Magnoliopsida; Zingiberales; Musaceae
Source: RefSeq, a predicted model, not a curated record